This is a messenger RNA of Vanrija pseudolonga, 3507 nucleotides long. It is a transcript of the gene Abcb6, whose product is annotated as ATP-binding cassette sub-family B member 6, mitochondrial. Gene Ontology annotation, biological process: transmembrane transport. The transcript has 3 exons. The record is from RefSeq and is a predicted model, not a curated record. Gene Ontology annotation, molecular function: ABC-type transporter activity; ATP binding; ATP hydrolysis activity. The coding region runs from base 88 to 3480 and encodes 1130 amino acids. Lineage: Eukaryota; Fungi; Basidiomycota; Tremellomycetes; Trichosporonales; Trichosporonaceae. Gene Ontology annotation, cellular component: vacuolar membrane.
CACAACUAACCAAACACCUCCCUCCCGACCCAUACACUCUCUCUCCCUACUCUCAACUGGCACCGCACAGCGGCAAAGCCACCCACCAUGCCCACCGCCCUCGAACUAAUCCACCUCAUAACCCCCGCGGUCCUCUCCCUCCCCGUCCUCUCCCUCCUGCCUGCACCCAAAGCCGCACCACCAGAACCAGAGGGCAUCAGAGCCGUCACAAUAAAGACGGUCACGCCGCGCCGCGGCUGGAUCCUCCUCGUCCUCCUCGCGCUCGCGGCCACCGCUGCCGCCGAAGCCGUCGUCCUCUCUGCCGACCUGCUGACUGCGAACGCGCGCGGCGUCUCCCAUUCCUCAUGGUACAUCUACACCUCGGCCGCGCACGCCAUCGGCGGCCUCACAAUCUACUUCCUCACGGCCAUCGUCGCAGAGUGGCGCACACGCUGGGGCGACAAGGCCAUCGUCCUCCUCGCGGUCUUGGCCUUCGGGCUCGAGAUCCCAAACCUCGUCCUGACUGUCAUUGCCGAGGUCCACAGUGAACCCGCCCAGCGAAUCUUCAACAUCCUGCUCCUCCCUCCGUCGGCCCUGCGCCUCCUCCUGCUCCCCGUGCUUGUGGCGCUCGUCCUCAACCCUAUCAUCCGCUUUGAGGCCGCAGACGAGCGCACGGGCUUGCUGCCUCCUGUUACGCCGACGACGGGUCUGGGCGUGUACGGCACGUUUGGCGACGCCGAGGCGGGCAUCAAUGGCGGAGGCACCUCGGCAAGUCGUGACCCGUCCAUCGCGCCGCAGACCGCGCUCGGCACGCCGACGAUUGGCGGUGCCGCGGCGGGCGGCGGGGCGACAUCGCCCUCCGGCGUGCAGAAGCAGGUCGUGAUCCCGAAAAAGCUCGGUGUGAAGAAGGACGAGAUUCAAGGCAUCUCGUGGAAAGCUUUCUGGACUCGACUCUGGAAGCUCAGGCCGUACCUGUGGCCCUCUACGAGCUGGAAGCUCCAGGUCUGCUGCCUCCUCUGCGUCUUCAUCCUCAUCUGUGGCCGCCUCGUCAACAUUGCCGUUCCCAACAUGCUCGGCCAGCUCGUCACUGCCCUCAUCGCCAACUCGCCAAGCGGGCGUUCCAAGGACCCGUCGGCACCGCCUCCGCCGUCCCCCUGGCCUUACCUCGCUGGGUAUGUCGGCCUCCGCGCUAUCCAGGGCGGUGGCUUCCUCGGCUUCUUCCAAAACCUCCUCUGGGUUCCCGUCCAGCAGUACGCCGACCGCGAGAUGCAGCUCCUGCUCUUCAACCACCUCCUCGACCUCUCGCUGGCGUUCCACACAAAGCGCAACACUGGCGAGGUGCUCAAGAUUAUCGACCGCGGAUCGGCAAUCAACAACCUUCUCCAGAUUCUCCUCUUCUCGGCCGCCCCGACAAUCGUUGACAUUGUUCUCGCGUUCCUGUACUUUUACUUCUUCAUCGACAAGACUCUCGGCACACUCCUCGGCUUCGUCAUGUUCUGCUACGUCACCUUCUCGAUCGUGUUCACUAGCUACCGCACCAAGCUUCGCCGUCAGAUGAUCGACCGUGAUAUCAAGACGCGCGGCAUUGCCUCCGACGUCUUGACCAACUGGGAGAGCGUCAAGUACUUUACUGCUGAGAGGCGCGAGUCCGAGCGCUUCCGCGGUGCUAUCCUCGCGUACCAGGAGACCGAGUCCAAGGUCCUCGUCAGCUUCAACCUGCUCAACCUCUGCCAGAGCUUCCUCAUGUCCUUGGGCGUACUUGCCGGUUCCAUUAUCAUGUCCCAGCGCAUCCUGGCCGGCGAAUCGCAGCCAGGAGAGUUUGUCACCUUCAUCGCAUACCUUCAACAGCUGUACUCGCCGCUUGAUCGCCUUGGCACUCUCUACCGCCAGCUCAACCAGAACUCGACCGACGCGGAGAAGCUGUUCAGCCUCCUGGCACAGCCCACGGAGAUCAGGGACAAGCCUGGAGCCAAGGAUCUCGUGGUCACCGACGGUGUCAUCGAGUUCGAGGACGUGCACUUUUCGUACGACGGGACUACCCCUGCUCUCCGCGGCGUAUCGUUCAAGAUUGACAAGGGCGAGAGCAUGGCGCUGGUUGGCGAGUCGGGUUCCGGCAAGUCGACCAUCCUCCGCCUCCUGUACCGCUUCUACGACAUCAACUCGGGUCGCAUUCUCAUUGACGGACAGGACAUUUCACAGGUUACCCAGCUCAGUUUGCGCCGCGCCAUCGGCAUUGUCCCCCAGGACAGCGUGCUCUGGAACGACACGAUCGGCGCCAACAUUGCUUACGGCAAGGAGGGAGCUACCGACAACGAGAUCAUCACGGCGGCCAAGGCGGCCAAGCUCCACGACCGUAUCCUCACCUUCCCAGAAGACUACUCCACGAUUGUCGGUGAACGUGGAGUGCGACUCUCUGGCGGCGAGAAGCAGCGUGUCAGCCUCGCCCGCAUGUUCCUCAAGUCGCCCGCUAUCCUCGUUCUUGACGAGGCGACUUCUGCACUCGACACGGAGACUGAGCGUGAAAUCCAGAAGGCACUCGCCGAGCUCGCCAAGAACCGCUCAAGUCUGUCAAUCGCACACCGCUUAUCGACCAUCAUCAACUCGGACCAGAUUGUCGUCAUGAAGGACGGCCGAGUGCUUGAGCAUGGCACAUAUCACGACCUCAUCGACCUCAACGGCCAGUUUGCCGUCAUGUGGAAGAAGCAGAUCUUCACCGAGGCCGAGAUGCUGUCUGGUGCUGGAGAGCCUUCGGCCAUCACGGCGCCGGUGGUCGACGCUGUUGAGAAGGGCCGCGAGGGUGUUGCCGAGGCCCUUGAGAAGGAGGUGGACGCUGCCGCCGAGCAGGUCCACAUCCACCGCGCCAGCCCUCCCAGCACUGUCAACGAGCACUCCGAGGCGGAACCGGAGCCGGCAGAGCCGGUGGAGCCUGCAGAGGCCCCUGAGCCCGCGCCAGUCGUCCCCAGUGACAGCGUUGUCAUUCCUGGGGUGUCCUAUGCCCAGGUCGUGUUUGAGCCCGGACUGCGCCUUGAAGCCGCAGAGCCCGAGUCGUCGCCAGAAACGGGCACGUCGACGCCGGCAGCCAAGCGCCCGGCCGUUUCCUUCCCUGGAGAGGCAGAGGGCUACGACACGUCGGCAGCGGACAUGUCGCGCUCGUCGAGCAAAUCGGGUGGCCGGCGCCGUUCGAUUGACUUUGCGACCGCCACUGCUGGCUCCUUGACCACUAUCCAGCGGUCCCUGUCGCAGCGCUCUGGCCCAGAGGAGGGCACGCAUGAACCCACCGAGGGCAAGGGCAGCCGCCGCAAGCGCCUGUCGAGCAUCAAGGGCUUUGUACGCCGCAUCUCGGACCAGAGCAAGGUCGUCACACCCGGUAUGGCCCGCUCGACGAGUAACGGCGGCAGCAGCAGAGGCUCGCUCGAGGGCCAGCGCGACGCGACUCCUCCCCCCGAGGACAAGGACGACAAGGAGGUCAAGAAGAGGAACCGCAAGUCGUCGAUUUUCUAGAUGUGAUGCAUGUUUUAUUGGUUCACA